Molecule: messenger RNA, 1680 nt
Organism: Fonsecaea multimorphosa CBS 102226
Lineage: Eukaryota; Fungi; Ascomycota; Eurotiomycetes; Chaetothyriales; Herpotrichiellaceae
Exons: 1
Coding region: 1-1680 (559 amino acids)
Source: RefSeq, a predicted model, not a curated record
AUGGCCUCUGAGCCACUCCUCCCUUCAAAGGAGGCACCCAGUCUACCUCCUACGUCCAAGACCAAUAUGGCCGCACUCAACAAGAACGCUUUGAUCACUCCUCCCGACCCACCAGAGCACGACUUCGGCGCCAUUGCUGCUCACGAAGACAAGAGCGACGACCCUUUACUGGCGGAGGUCCUCCCACCAACUCCCGGUCUGUCGCGAAGGUCUUCUCAAUCCUCUUCGUCCCCUGCUCAGGCUCUCUUCCCUUCCGAACCGGUAUCGAGCCAACAAGCGACUGCUCAACCCAGCAACUACUCGGCCAGCGAUUAUGCUCGGGCAAUUCCCUUGCACACCUUUGAAUACGACCAAAUUCUUCGGAUGGGCGCGAGACGAUUCCUUGCCACGAUCAAACCUGAUUAUAUCUUCUUUCUCAAGGACAAACCUUUGCCGGAGGAGCAUCGCUUGGUUCCUGCACACGAGCUCGCCAGAAGACUGGAGCGCUUUUACGAGUACCGCAUUGAUUGGGCCCAGCCUGCACUCGGCGCUGACUCAGUACGGUACUACACAUCCUGCUCGCCAGGACCAUGGAAUGGCCUCAAGCGAUUGGCGUUCGCAGGGCUUCUGAAAAAAUAUGCGCCCGAUGACAUGGACUCGGUCUACUUGGACAUCAGGAAAUAUCUCUAUAACGGUAAACCAUCUCCUAUGGAGCACAUCCCCGAAGGCUGUUCUCUCUCACGCGCCCCCAGCUAUUCUGUUCAGGCGAAGGCUGGCCGCAAAUCAAAACCAGCGAAAACCAGCGAGCGACCACCUAGUCGCCCCGUUGCAGUUGCUUUGUCGCAAGAAAAGAAGGCAGACAUGCCAGAUGCUGCGUCGAAUCUCGGCCAAGAACCGCUGAGUGGGACCAAAGGGGUGAAGCGCAGAUAUGUGGAAGAACAAACAGAAGAAGAGCCACGCACUGUCGAUGUAAAGGGGGUCUCAGAUACGGAGCCAGACGAGCUCGAGUCCGUCAAGAGCGUUAAGAAGCAGAAGGUUGUGUCGGACAGCAAACCCAAGCCGACUCGGCGGGUCUCGGAUAAUAAGUCUAAAAAUAUCAGAAACCGCAAUUCGGACAAGCCCAGGGGUCCCAGCGAAUCGCUUUGCCGGAACAUCAAAGACACUCUCAACAAACGCUCCCAGGACAAGAACAAUUUUGAGGCCUUCAAAGACGCAAUUAUGCCGGAGAAUGGACCGGAAAUUUCUCUGUCUCCUUGCGACUUCACGGCAGAGGAACUGAAGGACAUUCGAGAACUUCAAGACAUUGGCGACUGCACGGGUCUUCAUCCAGAAGAGAUCAAGCUCUGCAAACUGUUGGCGAUGACCUCCGACUUGUACAAGUGCCAAAAGGCCCGGUGCUUCAUUGGCCUUGCAUUGUUCGUGGAAUACAAUCUCGAGAAGCUUGGUGAGAACAACCCCAAGUUCAAGGCCUUAAACGUCGGCAAGGCUCAGUUUCAACUGUUUGGCAAUGUUGAUGUCAACAAGCUGAGCAAAGUGUACACGACCUUCAAGAAAUGGGGCUGGGUUGAGGAUAUGACGCAACAGAGCAUUCCACAGUCUUACCUUGAUCGAUUUCCGCAAACUCACCGUCUGGCGCUCAGAAACGAAGUUGCUGAAUACGAGGCAACCAUCCCUGCCGAGAAGCGCAUCUUCAGAGUCUGA